Molecule: messenger RNA, 549 nt
Organism: Epithele typhae
Lineage: Eukaryota; Fungi; Basidiomycota; Agaricomycetes; Polyporales; Epitheliaceae
Product: cyclophilin-like domain-containing protein
Exons: 6
Coding region: 1-549 (182 amino acids)
Biological process (GO): protein folding; protein peptidyl-prolyl isomerization
Molecular function (GO): peptidyl-prolyl cis-trans isomerase activity
Source: RefSeq, a predicted model, not a curated record
AUGACCUCCUUCCUCCGCCGUUUUAUGAGCACAGCGUCUGCUGCUGCAAAACCCAUGUCGAAAGUCUUCUUUGAUAUCACGAUCGACUCGAAGCCUGCCGGUCGCAUUGUCUUCAAGCUGUACGAUGACGUCGUGCCCGAGACCGCGCGGAACUUCCGCGAGCUCGCGACCGGCCAGCACGGCUUCGGCUACCAGGGCAGCGGCUUCCAUCGCAUCAUCCCAAACUUCAUGCUCCAGGGUGGCGACUUCACAAGACACAACGGCACGGGCGGCAAGUCGAUUUAUGGUGCAAAAUUCUCUGAUGAAAACUUCGACCUCAAGCAUACCAAGCCCGGUCUCCUGUCCAUGGCGAACGCUGGCCCUGACACCAACGGCUCACAGUUCUUCAUCACGACUGUGGUGACGUCAUGGCUCGACGGCCGGCACGUUGUGUUCGGCGAAGUCGUCGACGGUAUGGAUGUCGUCAAACAAGUUGAGGCUGCGGGCAGCGAGUCCGGUCGGCCGAAAACUCGCGUCGUCGUCGCCUCCUCCGGCACCGUCGACGAGUAG